AUGAACAUUAACCCGGACUCAGCCAAGGAAAUCCCUUGUAAGAACGUUACCAUCUACGGGUUUUGCAAAUACGAGAAGAAAGGUUGUGUGUUUAGCCACGACAACUCCACUCUGGGCUCUCUGAAGACUUUGACACCAAAGGCGUCGUCCUCAAAGCUUAAUAGCGCCGAAUCUCAAAGUAUGGCUCGGAACAACGGAGCUGCUGGGGAAUCUACCUCCAAGAAGAAGUUCAACGCCAGCACACCUUCAUUCCAGCCGUCGGUGCAGAGCAUCACCAAUAAGUUCUCGUCGUUGUCGCCCAAAUUGAAAGACCUUCCGCUGUUUGUGCCUGCUAGUCUCGAAAAAGAAGACACGGUUUCCACUCCGACGCAAACAAAGAAGUUCAAUGCCUCCACCCCUUCUUUCACCCCAUCGUAUGAAAGCUCGAACCAUUUCAAUAAUUCAGCGUUGGGAAGCGACACGCUGCAACUGGUGUUUUCACCACUGAUCCACGCACAGCUGUCGAUGUUGGGAGGCUCUGGAAUAUCUGGGCAGCAACAGCUGCAAACCCAGCAGAAUCCGUAUCUCGCAGGUCCCACACCACCUCCUCUUGGAGGAUUGGGCAGCAUGGGCUCGAGCCAGGCUUCUGACUUUAUGUUUUCAGGCGGCCAGUCAUCAUCGACCUACACCCUAAACAACCACUUGUACGCCCCAGCGCCACCACCUCGGUUGGCGAUGUCCUUGAACGACCACCAAACUAAUGUUAAUGACAUGUUUAUUCCCAACAACUUGCGAGAAGAGCUCAUGAAGAAGAACGAAGCCACAUUACAGACCCUUCCUCUGCUGACAUUACCAGACCACGUUGGCGAGUACCACUCGUUGGUGCCAAUGGACGUAACUUUCACCCAACCUUCCAAGAUUUACGACUUGCCAAGCUAUGUCUAUAAAGCAACAUCCAACGUGAACGGUCUCCCGUAUGCUAUACGCCGCAUAGACUUCAAUAGCAAGGCACAGUUCUCGCAGGAAAUCGACCUCCGUCCCUUUGUGAAAUGGAAAAAGAUCAAGAACCCAAAUGUGGCUCGUGUGCUUGACGCCUUCACUACGGUUGCUUUCGGCACUUAUGAGCCCGUUUUGAGCGUGGUUUACGAUUAUUUCCCGCUCGCCAACACUUUACAGGAACAACAUAUCACCAGGAAACUCGGAAGCAAACUAGAACCCAUCACAGAAGACAUCCUCUGGUCAUACUUCACCCAAAUCACCAACGCACUCAUUCACAUCCACACUCAUACAUUAACGGCAGGGUCGUCCUUGUCAUUAUCGAAGAUUUUGGUCACCAACAAAGGCAGAAUAAGGCUUGCAGCUGUUGGUAUAGAUGACGUUUUAAACAACGAAGAAGAGAUUGCAUUCGAGCAGGCUCAGCAGAAGGAUUAUGAACUCUUCAAACAGACUAUACUUGAGCUAGUAAAGACCACUGUUCCUCAGAGUUGGCGCCAGGAUGAUUACGAUACAGUUGUUUCGAAGUUGUCGAGUUUAUCUACAGUGACUUAUAGUGAGGAGCUUAUUGAAACGCUUAAGGCCUUCUCCAAGCUUGGCGAGGUGUCCUUGAAAGACUUCUUCAGGAAGCACCUUGCGCUUCGGUCGCUCAGGGUACUCAGCGGCUUCGAGGAUCUGUCCGACUACAUGGAGAGCCAACUCACCUCCGAGAUCGAGAACGGCCGUCUUUUCCGUUUGAUGGCCAAGCUUGACUUGUUGGUGAACCUACCAGAGAAGGACAAGGCCGACAAUGGCAGUUUUUACGUUAUAAAACUCUUCCACCAGUUUGUGUUCAACUCCUACGACGAGUUUGGCAAACCCGUGGUGGAUCUUUCUAGGAUACUUGUCAACUUGAACAAGCUAGAUGCUGGAGUUGAUGAGAAGAUCUUGCUCAUAUCUGCCGAGGAAGACAGCUGUAUUAUAGUGAGUUAUAAGGAGGUGAAGAACAUUAUAGAGCUGACGUUCAGAGGCUUUGCUCCCAACAACUCCAAAUAUUACAAUGACCACCUCAACAAGUCGCAGUUCAACCUCAUUCUUACGAACUGCGCUGUUAACUUGAUGAAGAUGCUCUACCCGGCCUCUGCGGUCCAGGUGGAUGACGUCAAGCUCAGAUUUUUCAUCAUUGAGAUCUUGAGGAGAUCCAAGGCUCUGACUCAGACUUUGCAGAUUUGCUGCUUUUACAUGUACAAGCUCAUCAACAAGAAGCCUGAGGAGUUGCCCAAUUGCCCCAAGAAGUUGUUCUUGGCUUUGAUUAUCCUUCUGUCCAAGUUCAACCAGGACCACAACUACUCUUUCAAACUGUGGCUCAAGAUCUGUGGGUGCAAAGGAACGGACGACUCGAGCUUGAAUCUCCAGAAAUUGCGUCAAACGGAAACACAGUGUCUCCAGCUUCUCAACUACGACCUUUACAUAAACGGGGCUAAGUACGAGAACUGGUGCAAUGUGCUUUUGAUUUUUGGCUACGACUUUAUUCUGAUGCACCAUGUGCAUCUGGGAAUGCUUAAUUGGUGUAGCGAAGCCGACUGUCAGAAGAAGCUUUUCCGUUGGACCCUGUUCUUACACAAAAUGGACGAGCGCCGCCUUGGAAAAGUGAGUGUGAAUUUUAAACACUAUUAUGCUGGUCAGAUGGGCACUAAAGUUGUCACCAGCGAUGUCAAGCCUAAUUCGCUCUUUGGCAAGCGUACCUUGGAUGACGCUGCCCCUUCUUCAAAAAGAGUCUGCCCCUAA
Messenger RNA from Candidozyma duobushaemuli, 2739 nucleotides. RefSeq names its product Pan3p (gene PAN3). Gene Ontology annotation, cellular component: PAN complex; P-body. Gene Ontology annotation, biological process: mRNA processing; nuclear-transcribed mRNA poly(A) tail shortening; protein phosphorylation. The transcript has 2 exons. Lineage: Eukaryota; Fungi; Ascomycota; Pichiomycetes; Serinales; Metschnikowiaceae. The record is from RefSeq and is a predicted model, not a curated record. Gene Ontology annotation, molecular function: protein kinase activity; poly(A) binding; ATP binding. The coding region runs from base 1 to 2739 and encodes 912 amino acids.